This is a messenger RNA of Orycteropus afer afer, 627 nucleotides long. RefSeq names its product tumor suppressor candidate 1 (gene TUSC1). NCBI's taxonomy places the organism in Eukaryota, Metazoa, Chordata, Mammalia, Tubulidentata, Orycteropodidae. The transcript has a single exon. The record is from RefSeq and is a predicted model, not a curated record. Bases 1 to 627 code for a protein of 208 amino acids.
AUGUGGCGCAUGCGUGGUGGCGCCACUAGGCGCGGAAGCUGCGGCGGCGGAGUCGGCAACGGCGACAACCGCGGCCAAGGUCAUCAGGGCCGGGCUCGCGGAGGCGGCGGUAGUAGCGGCGUGGGAUGGCGAGGCCGUGCAGGCGGCGCCCGACAGCAGCUGGAGGAGCGGUUCGCGGAUCUGGCGGCGAGCCACUUGGAGGCCAUCCGCGCUCGGGACGAGCGGGACCGGCAGAAUGCGCGGUUGCGCGAAGACAACGCCCGGCUGCGGCUCGAGAACCGGCGGCUGAAGCGCGAAAACCGCAACCUCUUCCGUCAGGCCUUGCAGCUCCCCGUACAGGGCGGCGAUGGGGCGCCGGCCGAGGAGACAGAAGCAGCACUGGGCCCCGAGGCAGCCGGCGCGAACCGGAAGACGAGAGGCGGUGACUGUGAGGAUGAGCAAGACAACCCCAGGGCCCUAAGGGCCCGGCUGGAGAAGCUAGAGGCCAUGUACCGCCGGGCCCUGCUUCAGCUGCACCUCGAACAACAGGCACCGCGCUCCCGUGGGGAAAAUGAAGAGCGGCCACUUCGGGAACCAGAUUCUGGUCUCCGAACUCCGGACCUGGAGUCGUCCAAACCCGGGUUGUAG